Molecule: messenger RNA, 1506 nt
Organism: Prorocentrum cordatum
Lineage: Eukaryota; Dinophyceae; Prorocentrales; Prorocentraceae
Source: the annotation of a GenBank genome assembly
AUGGACGGCGGCCGGUCGCACAGCGCACCGCUGCUGUCGCGGAGCGCGCCUUCGCUGGCGAGGAGCGCGCCCUCGCUCCCUCUCGCCUACAACCUGCGCCAGUGCAGCAAGGAUCGCCGGCGCAUCGAGCACACCCGGGCGGCGGUCAGGAUCUCCCACCCGCUGGGCGAGAUCGACCUGGUGGGAGGCAACGGCCGCUGGAGGCAGAAGAGAGCGAAGGAGCAGUGGAUCCUCGACCAGGCCGAGGCGGAGAAGCAGCGGCGGGAGCAGCAGAUCCUCGAGGACGAGAAGAGGCGGCGGCUCGAGGAGAGGGAGGCCCGGCGGCGCAAGCAGCAGGAGGAAGACCAGCAACGCCAGCGGGCUCUGGAGGAGCAGGCCCGGAAGGAGCGCCUCGAGUUGGAGGAGAGAGAGAGGCAGGAGGAAGAGGAGAGGCGCCUGAAGGCGCUUCAAGACCACGAGGAUUGGCUUGCCAGGCAGCCCAAGACGUGCACCACGUGCAUGGGGUCCGGCAAGUGUACUCAGUGCGGCGGCAAGGGCUUCUUCUUCGCCAUGUUCCUGUCGCCCUCGGUUGGCCUGCACGCCACGACGGGGGACUUCGGCCGCGCGCAGCAGGGGUGCCCAGAGUGCGGCGGCUGUGCGCAGAACAUUCGCGGCGACCUGGUGCAGGGUUCCGGCCAUUGCCACAAGUGCGACGGCGUGGGCAUGGUGACGCCGGAGGUGGUGGAGCACAGGGUCUCAGUGGUCCGGAACGGCGGCGGAUCACCAUCCGGUCGCACGCCAACGGGAAGCGCACGCAUCACUUCGGGAGCCCCGAGGGGAGCCCCCUGGCGGAGAGCCGCAAGUCCAGGUCCAGCGCGUUCGGCCCGGAGGGCGGGGGCCGCGGCCCGGGCGACCGCAAGUCCAGGACCGGAGGGUUCUCGAUGGUCUCGGGCUCGUCGCCGUGAGCGCUCGCGGCCUUCGUCUGUGCUCAUAUCGAUCAGAGUAGAAAUAUUGGGCGGGGCCAAGACCGGACGAAUCCUCCCAAAAAGAAGUGCUUGGGGGUUUCGCGUGGACUUGUGGGACCAGGGCAGGGCCCCCCCUCCCGAGCUCGCGGAGCUCCCUGGGGGCGGCGCCGGGAGCGCCGCCAGGGGACCCUCGCCGGCCUCGAGUCCGACGCCGAUCAGAGAAACCCGCACUGGGCUCCAGCCGUUCAUUAUGGGUAUAUAUACAGGUUUGUGUUCCCUGGCUUCCGCCCCUGGCAAUGAAGGGUUUCCCCCCGCCCAGCGGCCGCGGAGUGGCGCCGGGCGGGGGAGGCGGCGCCCUUCUUCGGCCUCAGAAGGGGCGGGCGCCACAGACGUGGACGGGCUGGUGGGCCGCGGGGCCUCCGCGGCAAGGCUGGCGGGCCCCGUACUCAGUCCUGUGUCCUCCUCGACCUGCUCCUCGUCCUCCUGCUCCCUCCACAUGGAGUCUCUUCCACUUGUGUGUCCUCCUCCUUUUCAUGGUCUGUUUCGUGGGCCACUCUCCUAA